Molecule: messenger RNA, 1107 nt
Organism: Symbiodinium necroappetens
Lineage: Eukaryota; Dinophyceae; Suessiales; Symbiodiniaceae
Source: the annotation of a GenBank genome assembly
AUGCGUGAGGCCAUCUGCAUCCACAUCGGCCAGGGUGGCGUGCAGAUUGGAAAUGCCUGCUGGGAGCUCUUCUGCCUCGAGCAUGGCAUCCAGCCGGAUGGUCAGAUGCCCAGCGACAAGACCAUCGGUGGCGGAGAUGACGCAUUUAAUACUUUCUUCUCGGAAACGGGCGCCGGAAAGCAUGUCCCUCGCUGCGUCAUGGUGGAUCUUGAGCCUACGGUCGUGGAUGAAGUUCGCACCGGUACGUACCGACAGCUUUUCCAUCCGGAGCAGCUGAUUUCUGGCAAAGAAGAUGCUGCCAACAACUUCGCUCGCGGACAUUACACGAUCGGCAAAGAGAUCGUGGACCUGGUCCUUGACAGGAUCCGCAAGUUGGCCGACAACUGCCGCCGGGCAGACAACUCUUUCAGCUUUCGGCAUUACAUGCACCCUCACUUUACGGAUGGGUCUGUGGAAUGUGGCUUUGUUGAGAAUUUGGACGUGGCGCUUGCUGGAAAGCAUGUUUUGACCAAGACGAACCUGGUGCCGUACCCGCGCAUCCACUUCAUGCUCACGUCCUAUGCUCCGGUCAUCUCUGCCGAGAAGGCCUACCACGAGCAGCUGUCCGUGGCUGAGAUCACGAUGUCCGUUUUCGAGCCGGCUUCUAUGAUGGUCAAGUGCGAUCCGCGACACGGCAAGUACAUGGCCUGCUGCAUGAUGUACCGUGGUGACGUCGUGCCGAAGGAUGUCAACGCGGCAGUUGCCACCAUCAAGACGAAGCGCACCAUCCAGUUCGUGGACUGGUGCCCGACCGGCUUCAAGUGCGGUAUCAACUACCAGCCACCCACAGUUGUCCCAGGUGGAGACCUGGCCAAAGUCAUGCGCGCCUGCUGCAUGAUCUCGAACUCCACUGCCAUCGCGGAAGUCUUCUCGCGCAUCGACCACAAGUUCGACCUCAUGUACUCGAAGCGCGCCUUCGUGCACCACUACGUGGGCGAAGGAAUGGAGGAGGGCGAAUUCUCUGAGGCGCGCGAAGAUCUGGCUGCCCUGGAGAAGGACUACGAGGAGGUGGGCAUCGAAACUGCUGAAGGGGAGGGUGAGGAAGAAGGUUACGGAGAUGAGUUCUGA